Molecule: messenger RNA, 1384 nt
Organism: Ceratotherium simum simum (southern white rhinoceros)
Lineage: Eukaryota; Metazoa; Chordata; Mammalia; Perissodactyla; Rhinocerotidae
Gene: CPLANE2
Product: ciliogenesis and planar polarity effector complex subunit 2
Molecular function (GO): GTPase activity; GTP binding
Source: RefSeq, a predicted model, not a curated record
GCGCUGAAGCCAGACGCAGGCCGGGCGGAAGCAGGCCCGGCGCGCUGGGCGGCGGGAGCGCGGGGCGGGCCUUUAAAGAGACAGUCCCCCGGGCCGGUUCGCCCACGGGAACUGCUGCUGAUGAGGGCUGGGUGGCUCCGGGAGUCGGGAUCGAGGAAGUAAAGCAGAAGCAGGGCUGUGUGACACCCCCUGGAGCAUCCUGCCAUCUCCCUACCCCGUCGGGGUGCCCAGCCAUGGCCAGACCACCAGCCACGGGCUCAGUGAUUGUCCCAGACUGGCACGAGAGCGCCGAGGGCAAGGAGUACCUGGCCUGCAUCCUGCGCAAGAACCGCCGGCGGGUGUUUGGCCUGCUCGAGCGACCAGUGCUGCCCCCGCCCGUGGCGAUAGACACGGCCAGCUACAAGAUCUUCGUGUCUGGAAAGAGUGGCGUGGGCAAGACGGCGCUGGUGGCCAAGCUGGCUGGCCUGGAGGUGCCCGUGGUACACCAUGAGACUACUGGCAUCCAGACCACCGUGGUAUUUUGGCCAGCCAAGCUGCAGGCCAGUGACCGUGUCGUCAUGUUCCGCUUUGAGUUCUGGGACUGCGGGGAGUCUGCGCUCAAAAAGUUUGAUCACAUGCUGCCGCCUUUCCAUCCCCAGGCUUGCAAGGAGAAAACAGACGCUUUCCUCUUCCUCUUCUCCUUCACCGACCGUGCCUCCUUUGAAGACCUCCCCGGACAGCUGGCCCGAGUAACAGGCGAGGCCCCUGGUGUCGUCAGGAUGGUCAUUGGCUCCAAAUUUGACCAGUACAUGCACACGGACGUGCCUGAGCGUGACCUCACAGCCUUCCGGCAGGCCUGGGAACUGCCCCUCCUGCGGGUGAAGAGUGUGCCAGGGCGGCGGCUGGCAGAUGGACGCACACUGGAUGGGCGGGCUGGGCUGGCUGACAUUGCCCACGUGCUCAACGGCCUGGCGGAGCAGCUGUGGCACCAGGACCAGGUGGCAGCUGGCCUGCUCCCCAACCCCCCAGAGAACACCACUGGCUGAGGGGCGGUGGCAUCAUGAGCAGGCACCUGUGAUCCCCACUCCUGACCCUCAGGUGACCCAGAGCAGAGGGCAGGAUGCAGGGCCUAAGGCUGGGGCAGGAAUAUUGAUCUCAUCCUGAGGACUGGCCACAGUGGCCUGGUCAGGGAGGAUGGUGGCCUGAAAGGCUCCUGCCCCAGCAGCACUUGUCUGGCAGAAUUCAUGGCAGUGAGGUGGGGGCACAAGGCUCUGUAGGUCUGAGGGCAUCUAGGUGACUUCUGGUCUUCUCCCUCCGCCCCGGGGUCUAGGCUCUCGAAACUGAGGAAUUGUAUUGGCAGGGCCCCGGGGCUCAAAUGUCCCCCACAACCUCCUGCUGCCCUUCC